Molecule: messenger RNA, 1552 nt
Organism: Suncus etruscus (white-toothed pygmy shrew)
Lineage: Eukaryota; Metazoa; Chordata; Mammalia; Eulipotyphla; Soricidae
Gene: TEDC1
Product: tubulin epsilon and delta complex 1
Exons: 8
Coding region: 1-1293 (430 amino acids)
Source: RefSeq, a predicted model, not a curated record
AUGGGGCGGCAGCGGCGCCGAGAGAACCGGGCGGCCGGGGCCGGGACCCUGCCUGAAACGAUCGCUGCUCUGAGUCGAGCGCUGCCCGCCGGGCCCAACCCCGAGACCUUCCGUCGAGCCAAGUUCGACCGUCCGCAGGCGGUUCCCGCCUUCUGGCAGCUGCUCUCGAAACUGCUCUCUCCCGCGUCGACGGUGAAAGGCCAGGCGGCCUCGCGGCCUUUGGAGGCCCAAGUCCGCCUGGUGAAGUCCACACUGUGCUCCCAAGGUUACCCGCGGAGACGGGCGCUGGCGCAGCUCCCCGAGGAUGGCUCUCAGGGCAGCCGGGAACUGCUGCUGGCUCUGGCUUGGCUCCUGGCCCGCGGGCCCUUGCUCGAGCAGCUGCUGGAGUGUAGCCGCUUGCGGCUGGGCGAUGAGAUGUGUCUGUGCCAGUGUGAAGCCCUGGCCAGCCGUGGCUUACCUGCUGCCUGUGUGGACGCAGAUGGCCCUGUGGACAUCCGCCAGUUGCAGUGGCUGCUGGGAAAGCUGCGUUUCCGCUGGCGCAGCCUCUGGUCCCUGCAGCAGGAGCAGUAUGCCCUGAUGGCCAAGAUCCACUGGUACACUCGGGGCUGCCGGUGGGACCGGACCCAGGGUCACCUGUCUGUGGCAGAGACGGAAAUGCUCCGGGACCCCAGGCACGGCCAGCAGCUGCUGCAGAGUCUGGAACAGGAGAACGAGCGCCUGGAGGCUGCAGCCACAUGGAGACACAGCCAGCUUGUCUUCUGGCAAUGGGUGGAUGCUGUGCUAAGCACUUGCCCCGCGGAGCCCUCUCUACCCUCCUGGCCCACAGCGCUACCCAGGACCCCCUCUCGGGCCCUGGACGAGCUGGAGCUGCUGUUCUGGGAGCUUCAGGCCCUGCAUGAAGAGCUGCGGGAGGUGGUGCAGGCCCGGCGGGUAGCCUGGGAGGUAAGAAUAAGAGGUGCGGGGAAGGGCGAGGGGGCUGGGAAAUGGUGCAGGGCCCGACUAGCCUGGCAUCGCGUCUGGCAGGAGAACGUGGCCCAGGAGUUGGCAGCUCUGCGGCGAACCUGGGAGCAGGAUGGAGGCCCAGAGCCAUUCCACGGGUCCUACCGGCUCGUGAGGCAAGACGCGAAGGGGCCUGAGGACCUAGUCCUGCGGGCAACUGAAGCCAUCAGUGCCCUGAGCAGCCAGGAGGCCUUCCUGGAGGCGAUGCUGCAACAGCUGCAGGGCCAGUGUCAGCAGGAACUGGGCAGACUUGUUGGAGCCCAUCCAGGCCUCAUCUGGAUCCUGCCUCCCUGACGCUGAGCACCAAGGGCACGCCUGCCUUGGGGACCCUGAGCCCUGACAGGUGCACACUCUGGGCUGGAGCUGCCUCGCUGAGGUGGUCAUGGCCCCUGGUGGGGACUGUGGUGCUCAGCGUCUGCAGCAAACAUGGGCAAAAACGGUGGGGCUGGAGCCAUAGCACAGAGCCUUGCACCUGGCCCACCAGAGUUCAAUCUCCGGCAUCCCAUAGGGUCCCCCGAGCACUGCCAGGAGAAGUUCUUGAGUGCAGAGUCAA